GUCAUCAACAAAUCCCAUGGUGCACUUACCUUCAUAAACGAGAAAGCUUUUCGGUCUAAACCUGCACUGUGUAUGUCAAAUACGUGUGAACUUUGAUGAUGAUUGUUUCACGACGAAGAAGAACUACGGGAAAGACUUUAUUUAAGUGUUGAAACAGUCGAUUUUCUGUUGUGAGUGUCUGAGUGACCAAGAAUAGAAAAUGGAUUGGACAGCGAUCGCGAUGAAACAACGAAGGAAUUUGUCAUGAUUAGAUGGAUCGCUGUGCCUGUGGAUCGGACAUGUUAACAAUGAAGCUAUCUAUACUCCAUGGAUAUAAUCUAAAUAUAUCACAAUAUAUGAAUACUGCCAUUCCAACUAAAUUUUCCAUUAAAACACUUAAAACAAAGACUACCCUGGUUGAGAUUUUAAAAUCGUCAUCCAACUAAGAUUUCAUCAGUUCAUCGGCAAUUUCUCAAUAUCAUUUGCAGUUAGCAACAGAACAUGGCAUAAGUAAUGUGACAUUUUUAUUAACAAGAAUUGUAAUUUUUAAUUUUUGUAAUUUCACAAUAAUAAAUUGAAACCUGCAGUGAACUGACAGCAAUCACUCAUCAUGGCCCAUGGUAACGGACUUGAAAUGUUUGACCUUAUCAAGCAGAUAGGAAAAGGAAGCUAUGGUGAAGUGACAUUGGCUCGACAUAAAAGAGACAAGAAACAGUAUGUGCUGAAGAAGAUAAACCUUAAGAAAGCAUCUAAAAGAGAGCGAUCUUCAGCAGAACAAGAAGCCAAGUUACUGUCAAAACUGAAGCACCCAAACAUUGUGUCGUAUAAAGACUCUUUUGAGAAGGAUGGGACAUUGUUUAUUGCCAUGCAGUAUUGUGAGGGAGGGGACCUUUACAACAAGCUCAAGGAAAACAAAGGCCAGGCUCUAGAGGAACGGCAGGUGGUGGAGUGGUUUGUACAGAUCGCCAUGGCGUUACAGUACAUGCACGAGAGGAACAUUCUACAUAGAGAUCUGAAAACUCAAAACAUAUUUCUUACAAAAAGUAAAAUCAUCAAGGUCGGUGACCUGGGUAUAGCAAGAGUAUUAGAUAGUUCCAGCGACAUGGCUACCACCCUUAUAGGAACCCCUUACUACAUGAGUCCCGAGCUCUUUUCCAACAAACCUUACAAUCACAAGUCUGAUGUGUGGGCCCUCGGCUGCUGUGUUUAUGAGAUGGCAACAUUAAAACAUGCGUUCAACGCCAAAGACAUGAACUCCCUUGUGUACAAAAUACUCCGAGGAAAGAUGCCUCCAAUGCCAAAACAGUACACGCCAGAGCUUCUCCAGAUCAUCAAAAAUAUGUUACACCAGGAUCCGGAGAAACGCCCCACGGUGAACCGAAUCCUCCGAGACUCCUACAUCAAAAAGAACAUCUCUAUCUUCCUGGAGGAAACCAAGAAGAGUCGACCGAGCAGUGCCAACAAGCCGAGUAGUGCUGCGCGAGUCCGUCCCACUUCAUCACGCUCCAGUGCCAGUCACAGCGACAGGUCUCAUCACCCACGGCCACCUCCGGCUCCUUCAGCGCCUUCAUCCCAGGAUAUUGUUGAUGGAGGAAAAGAGAAAGUUAGUGUGUUUCAUGUCAAUGCCAAUAGCAACCGUGAUCAGGAACCACCUCCGUCAGAACCACAGCCAACGCCUGUGAUUCUGCGAAAACCCACUCAUGCAAGAAAGCCAUCAGAUGGUGCCAAACAGGACCUGCCCCCAAUAGCAGAAGACAAGGCUGUAGCCCAUUCGGACAAGAAACUUGAUUCAUCUUCAGGUUCUGAUCAGGACACUGUCAAGGCUAAAAGCCUUAAAGAAAAGGAGAAGCCUUCCUCCCCUAAAAAGAACAAUGCAUCUAGUCCCAGAAAGAAGAAAAAAGAAAGCUGGAUAUCAAAGAAAAAUAGCCGUGGUGAUGGUGAGAGGUCGGAGGCAGAUUCUGCUGCAAAUGUUGAUUCAGCUGCAAGUGGGACAAACUCAAACCACAAAAAGUCCAUUUUCAAAAACCAUGCAGCCACAGACGCUGAGCCCCGCCACUUUUCACAUGAUCGUUCUGUUGGAUUUCACACGGUGCCAGAGAUGCGCCACACAUACGUUAAGUAUGGCCAGCCAAAGCCAGUAGACAAACCACGCCCACUACCUCCGCCCCCACAGGUGGAGGAGUCGGAAGGCCUGCCUCAACAUCGCCAGGUCUCCAGUCAAGACAAAUAUUCUGCCAUAGAGUCCAAAUCUUCUAGUACCUCUAGUUCAAGGGAGGAUGCAUCCUGGGACGCCGAAACACCACGGAGUUUACCGAACGUGUCAGCUAGAAUGAGACGUCGAAACAAUGCUUCAUCUUCUAUGGAGCGUCCUCAAUCAGCACGGCAAGUCAAGUUAAAGCGGCCCGAAUCUCAAAGACUGACAAAAGCCGAAAGGAGUGAGCAUGAACCUGUUAGAACAAAAUCAAAACCCAACAAAAUCCGACAACCGUCUAUACAGGACGACAGCUCCAGUUCUGAAGAAGAAACACUCAAGGAAAACGAGGAUUUCAAGCGAGACAAAGAAAAACUCAGGGAGAAUAAAGAGAUGAACAAUUUUAUUUCCCUGCUUGACACCACACUAAACUUGAACAAGGAAGACGAUAAGUCAGACGAAGAAUCACCAGAGAGUAGGAUGGUAGAGGAGGAGGAAGAAAAAGCCCCGUCGCCAGUCGCUAGUCCAGACAUCCACCGAUCAGCCUCACUGCCAAGUGUAGAGACUUUAUGUAGUGCCAACAGAUUGAGUCAGAGGAUACAGCUCUUACACAAGGACUGUGUUUCGGGAGUCGGGUUUGAAACUCUCCACAAGGCGUACCAGAUUCUCAGCAACAUUGAGGAUGAUGAAGUAGAGCCUCAGCUGGUGACAUUGAUGGGCAAGGAGAACUUUGAUUUGUAUGCGGGCAAAAUCUGGCAACUCAAAUUCUGUGAGGAAUGUCUACUACAACUGCCAAGUUUACAGAGCUAGCUCCUGUCUUCAUGUGAAGUAAACUAUUGACAUUUUAUAAAUGGAACAUCCAGUAUAACUGAGAGAUCACAGAAAUCAAAUGUUCACUAGACCCACCCACUGGACACUACCCAGCACUUCGUCUCUAUUGUCACACCCAGUGGUAGACUACAGUACCAUUUAGAUGUUCAUAUAUGUGUAAGCAUGGAUCAAUGUCUCCUAUUUUUCCCUAUCUGGCUGUCACUUUUACCAGAUAUACAUAUGUCUACCUGGGUUGUCCGUACCAUGAGAGCCAGAAAACAUAUAUUAUGUUGUAUAUGCAUGUCGCACAUAUGAAGUCGACUUGAGGAAAGCAUUUUGUGAGAAAAUUCAAAUUUUUCUCACACUAUCUAUUAUAAUUUCUCAUUUAGCUUUCAAUGACUUCAUUCAGGCAAGUGAAUUCUGUAUUAACACUUGUCCAGUAAAAGUUUUAGGAGCUUCUACAAAUAUAGUAUACUAACAUACACUAUUCUGAAUGUGGGUAUUAAGGAGGUUUUAAUAUUUAUAUAUGUAUAUAUGUGUGUGUGUACCUAUUAGUAGUUGAAUAAGUAGAAAACAUUGUCGAUGAGAGGUUGAAAGAGAUAUUUUAUAUAUGAACAGAUUUUACUUACUUCUGUUCAGUUAAUGUCACCUAAUACGCAGACUUUUGAAGAAUAAUUGCAGCAGAAUAUUAUAGGGCUGGCCUGGUUCAUCCAUUUUAAAAAGGAAAUAUAGAAGAAGUUUUUUAAGUAAUACAUAUAUAUGUCUGUACCUCUUUUUCAAGAAAGCUCCACAUUAAAAAUCCUGUAAUUAAAUGUCUUAUUAUGAAAGGUUAUGUAGCACCAUGAAAUUCAUGUUCACUAGCUAAGAGUAGGUAGACAAGAUUGUACUGGAUCAUAACUCUGGCCAGCAAAGAUGCAUAUAUUUGCUUGAUAGCAUUUGAAAGUUAAUGCAACUAAGAGAAUUAAAAAAUAAAGUUAAUGAAAUGUUUGUUAAGGGAUCCAGGUAUAAUGUGUUAGGGAGCAUACAUUUUAAAGGGAGAUAACUCUUCAACAAAAACCAGGUACCGGUAUUUAUUUAAUGAUACAUCUUUCUAACAUGAUAUUGAAGCUUGUUGGAGCUAUUUUACUGACAUGAUAAUGUAAGCUCGGUGGAACUAUUUUAAUGACAUUAUCAUGUAAGCUCGGUGGAGCUUAUUUAAUGACAUGAUCAUGUAAGCUCAGUGGAGCUUAUUUAAUGACAUGAUCAUGUAAGCUCAGUGGAGCUUAUUUAAUGACAUGAUCAUGUAAGCUCGGUAGAGCUUAUUUAAUGACAUGAUCAUGUAAGCUCAGUGGAGUUUAUUUAAUGACAUGAUCAUGUAAGCUCAAUGGAGCUUAUUUAAUGACAUGAUCAUGUAAGCUCAAUGGAGCUUUUUUAAUGACAUUAUCAUGUAAGCUCAGUGGAGCUUAUUUAAUGACAUGAUCAUGUAAGCUCAGUGGAGCUUAUUUAAUGACAUGAUCAUGUAAGCUCAGUGGAGCUUAUUUAAUGACAAGAUCAUGUAAGCUCGGUGAAGCUUUUUUAAUGACAUUAUCAUGUAAGCUCAGUGGAGCUUUUUUAAUGACAUGAUCAUGUAAGCUCAGUGGAGCAUAUUUAAUGACAUGAUCAUGUAAGCUUGGUGAAGCUUUUUUAAUGACAUACAUGGCCCAAUUAUUCAAAAGGUGAUUAGCUUAAUUGCAUUAGCAUUUACAACAUGAAAUGAAUCUAACAACUUGACUUUGAUUGUUUGUGAUUUUGUUUUUAUCACAUUCAAAACAGUGAAAGCAUUUUUGUGAUGAAGAUCAACUGCUGAUAUAUAUAUAUCUUUGUGCACUUAUUUCAAAGUUAAUGACAUCUUUAUCUCUGGUAAAUAGAUUUUUAUGGUAUGUUUAAGAAUAUUUAUUUGUAAAUUUUAAAGUAAAAUUUAUUUAUUAUCUUAUAUUUGUUUCCGUCCUAAAAUCUAUCAAUCUAUGCAUUCCUUUUGUGUUGAUUUAUUUCUACAACUUUUAUACAAAGUAUAGGUAAAUGCUCCUUUGUACUUUUAUUAGUUGGAAACCCUGCCCGACUCCAACAGAUCCGAUCUACUUCUUAAUGAUACUUGAUAUUAACUCAUUCACCCCUGAAGACACAUUUGAGCUCUUCCAGUUCAAAUGUUCGAAUAGUUCAUAAUGAAAUUUAAGGGGUGAAUGAGUUUAUCAAUACAUUCAUUUGAUUUUAUCAUUUUCUGUACACAAACAGUUUGUGCUGGCCCCUCUAAUCAAAGUCGCCAUAUACCCCCUGUGUCCAGGUAAAUAGUCCUUAAACAACGAGAACCUCAGUAAACUAAGCAUACACAUAUACAUGACAGUUGUGUGUCUGUCGUUCGUUCAAACCUGCCAGUAAAUAUUCUAUUUGUUCAUUUAUAAAUCCUUUUUGUAAAGCAUUUUUUUUCACAUUUUCGUUGAUGUACUUUGUACGUAUGACAGAAUUUGUAGGACUCUUAUUUUGGCAGGGUUGUGAAUGUGUGUGUGCUUUUUUAAAAUGUAAUCAGAACUACAGUAAAGUUCAAGAAGUCUUAUUUUUGUAUUAAAAAUAGGUCUCAAACUGAGGAUGAGUUAGAUUCUCAUUGGCUAUUGAUUUCAUUACAUGUACCUGUUUUGUUAUUUUUCAAACAUUUAUGAACUGAAUUUGUUAAUCAAAGUUUUCGUAAAUUUAUGAUGUCAUUUGUUUUGUUCCAUUUGGAUUUUAUUUCAUUGAGGUAUAAGAGAUCAAGAACUAAUCAUAUUACUCGAACUGACCAGUGGUCUACAUACAACUGACCAGUGGUCUACAUACAACUGACCAGUGGUCUACAUACAACUAACCAGUGGUCUACAUACAACUGACCAGUGGUCUACAUACAACUGACCAGUGGUCUACAUACAACUUACCAGAAGUCGGUGAAUGGGACAUGAGGUUUUAGAUAAACACCACCAUACUUAUUCCACGUACAUGCCAGUUGAUUGUAGGCACAGCUAGACAUUCCAGUUCACGGCUUUACCUUGGUAUUGUAGAUACAUUCUAGUUUAUGUCUAACAACUUUCAGUAGCAUGCUUUUGAUUCUACGUUUGCCUGUCAAACACACUAUUAUAGUUUAUGGAAGUUAGCUCCAGGUACAGAUCAGGUUCCCGUAAGCUGCACUUCAACGAUGCAGUCAUUAUCCAGUGGCAGUAAUGCUAUAUUAGUAUACACAUAUUAGAUUUCAAAAUAAGAUAGAACUCCUACACAUUAUGGGGAUUCAUUUCCAGGUUGGGAUAUCAAAUUCGUUUUGUUAGUAGUAGAGCCAGCAACAGGAAUUUGUAUAUCUGAAUACAUCUGUGAAAAUCUGAUUUUAUAUACAUGAAGAAAUAACAUUUUGGGGAAAUUAGAACUAUAAUUGGCUUAUGAAUAUUUGAAAUAAUUCCAUACAUCUGUCUGCUAUUUUUAAUUCCAAAUAAUCUAUAUAUAUUUUAUUAACAUUUCCAUAUGUUACAUGCAAGACAGAUUGUACUUUAUGAUUAACCAUAUUUGUCCUACAUGUAUGUAAAAUUUAUGUUUAAUUGUAACUUUGACCCAGUUAAUAUUGCUCUAUUUGCGGUUUGAACCAAUAAUCACUGUUGAAUAUCUGCUUUUCUUCUGGUUUAUGCUAUGUAUUAGUAAGAGGUUUAUUUGUAAAAAAUGGCUCUAUUUAAAUAUAUCCAAGUGCUAAACUAGGAUGUAAUUUUAAUCUCAUUUGUGUAAUAUAUCUUGAUUAUUUUUUGUUAAAGAUUCUUUAUUGCAUAAACUGGGAUGGUUUCAGAUAAUUGCCCUAUGCAUGUCAAUUCAAUACCUGACCUUUAAUUCAUAGUCCCCAAAAUGUAAUGUGUAGAAAACAAUGUGUCAUUACUGUGUUGUGGUCAAUACUGUCUUGUUACAACAAUGAAUCCCUUGUACAAGAUGGUACCCGCUUCACAUUGUAGCUGAAACUGUCCUUAUGGAACUCACUGGAAGGAGUAAGGGAAACCGUCAGAAUGGAACCUGUUACUCUGUACAUGUGCUGGGGAAACUGGUGGUGUUUAUUUCUUUUUACAUUCCUUUAAUUUCAUGUAACAAAUCUUGGGAAUAUUUUCCAGUGUUGUUAAAGUAUAUUUGUAUGCUUAUGCUCUGUGAUUUUAGAUGAACAUGUAAUCAUUUGCAGAAGACGUCCAUUUUCUGAUUUAAAUAUUACCCGGGUAACGUGUAUGUUGACAUAUGGAUUUGUAAUUGUACAAUAUAAAUGGAGGAGGAAGUCAGAUCUGGCCACCCAACCACAUUUUAACAGUUGUUCGUUUUUAAGUGUAAAAUCGGUUGUUGCUCAUUUUAUUUGACAAUUAAUUGAAAUGUAAUAAUAAAUUGUUCAAACCAAGGUCAAAAUACUAAUCAAUCUUCUUUAUUUUUUUUAAUAUCACAUAUACAUUUUGUUCACUUAUUGGUUGAUACAUUUUUCAUUAUAAAAACGUUAGUAUUGGAUGAUGACAGGAACAUAACCCUAGACAAUGGAAUCUAGAUCUGAGACAAAUGACCUCGUUUUGUCUGCUUAAUCGCCCAAGGAAAUGUUAAUCAAAUCCACUUUUUUAUUUUCUCGAAAGAAUGACAUAUAUGUCUGUUGAAAACUGAUUUGGUAAAUUUACAGGCAUGUACCAAGGCCUCUUAUACACACAAUGAAGGAGACACCAUCUCACUGGCAUAAUUUUUAUCUAUAGUUAUGAUGUAAUAAAUACUGUCUACCACCA
This is a messenger RNA of Mizuhopecten yessoensis (Yesso scallop), 7740 nucleotides long. Its product is annotated as serine/threonine-protein kinase Nek4-like. The record is from RefSeq and is a predicted model, not a curated record. NCBI's taxonomy places the organism in Eukaryota, Metazoa, Mollusca, Bivalvia, Pectinida, Pectinidae. Gene Ontology annotation, biological process: protein phosphorylation. Gene Ontology annotation, molecular function: protein kinase activity; ATP binding. Bases 590 to 2980 code for a protein of 796 amino acids. The transcript is spliced from 18 exons.